Messenger RNA from Cajanus cajan (pigeon pea), 1053 nucleotides. Its product is annotated as ras-related protein RABA1f. Gene Ontology annotation, molecular function: GTPase activity; GTP binding. Lineage: Eukaryota; Viridiplantae; Streptophyta; Magnoliopsida; Fabales; Fabaceae. The record is from RefSeq and is a predicted model, not a curated record.
UACCAUUGUUCUAAAUCUGGGUUUCCUUUCUAUGAACAAAACAAAGCAUGGCUCUUUUGUUGGAUUGACGCCACCCCAUUUGAUUUUUCUCUCUCCUUUCUCUCUUCUCCCUCUCCAAAGACCUCACAGAGCAAACAACAGAAAAUGGGGGCGUACAGAGCCGACGACGAUUACGAUUACUUGUUCAAGGUGGUGCUGAUCGGCGACUCCGGUGUCGGCAAAUCCAACCUUCUUUCUCGCUUCACGCGAAACGAGUUCAGCCUCGAAUCCAAGUCCACCAUUGGUGUUGAGUUCGCCACCAGAAGCAUUCGCGUUGAUGACAAGGUUGUCAAGGCUCAGAUUUGGGACACUGCUGGUCAAGAAAGGUACCGAGCAAUUACAAGUGCAUAUUAUCGAGGAGCUGUUGGUGCUUUACUCGUGUAUGAUGUUACCCGCCAUGUUACAUUUGAAAAUGUGGAGAGAUGGCUAAAAGAGCUGAGAGAUCACACUGAUGCCAACAUUGUGGUGAUGCUUGUAGGGAACAAAGCUGACCUGCGUCAUUUGCGAGCAGUAUCCACCGAAGAUGCUACAAGUUUCGCUGAGCGAGAGAACACAUUUUUCAUGGAAACAUCCGCCCUCGAGUCCUUGAACGUUGAAAACGCCUUCACAGAAGUGCUGACCCAGAUCUAUCAUGUUGUAAGCAAGAAGGCUCUUGAGAUUGGGGAUGAUCCAGCAGCUUUACCAAAAGGGCAGACAAUUAAUGUUGGGUCUCGUGAUGAUGUAUCAGCUGUGAAGAAAACUGGAUGUUGUUCUGCUUGAGUGUGUAGUAAAAGUCAGUCUCUGUAUUUUUACUUUAAAAUUUAUUCCCUGUUUAUACCAUGUAGAAAUUGGCUUCACAGCAUCAUGAUUAUUUAGGGAGCAUCAAACUUUUAAGUUUCUGCUUUGGUCUGUAGAGAAUUCUGUUCAAAAUUAGCCAAAUGUUUAGGAAACACGCACAUUGAUUUUUGCAUAAUUCCUAUUUUUGUGCCCUUUAAGAUAUUUAUUUAUCUAAUUUCCUAGGUAUCAGUUUGGUUC